Molecule: messenger RNA, 3744 nt
Organism: Esox lucius (northern pike)
Lineage: Eukaryota; Metazoa; Chordata; Actinopteri; Esociformes; Esocidae
Exons: 3
Coding region: 152-3643 (1163 amino acids)
Source: RefSeq, a predicted model, not a curated record
UUGAUGAAAGGGCACUGGCACUACUACCUGUACCAUGCAUUCAGGAAAUGUUUGCUUACAGCUUGGUUUUUCUUAGCCAGUUGACAAUCGACUGUAAUCUGAUAGUGCUGUAUGUCAGUCUUUUGAUUAGUUAGUUGGUGGAUGGUCAGCAAUGAUGACAAGUCAACUAAGUCUUCAUUCUAUAUUUCUGCUUGUAUGUUUGGUGCUAUCUGCUGUAGAUGAGAGUUGUUCAUAUCCAUCUAGUGCCAGAAGCAGGAAAACUGUACAGGAGGAAAGAAUUUCCCUGGAAACGGAGGAGCCAAGAAAUUGGAGACUUCCAUUUUACCCCUUUACACCGAACCUGAGUCUUAGUCCGAGUCAAUCCUUCCCCAACCAUAUCCAACGUGACCAGGCUCAGAGAGUCUUCACCCUGAGACGUGGAGCCAAAUCAGGGACCAAGCUGACAGAAGUCCUCUUUGAUGGAGAGAAUCUUGAGCCUGUCAACAGUGGCCAACAGGGCAUGGUACAGUCUGUGCGUGGUGACUAUGUCCAAAAGGAGAUCCAUCACCCCCAGCGUCGGACUGUUUUUAGAGUGAGCAGCAAGAACCUUGACAAGAGUAACUCUCCAGCAAUCCUCAGUGAUGACUUGCCUCACAAACAUUUCCCAGGAGAUGUUUCCUCUAACGAUGCUUUCAAUAGACCCCCGUUUCACCCUAGUGCUCCCCAGAGAGAAAAUGGAUUGGAGACUGCAGACCCUCAGGAGUCUGACCAACUGUAUAUCCAAGAACCUAACUCUGUGAGAGCUGUUGUUAAACCUAUUCCUGUCCCCAUAACCUCUCAACCUUUCUCGGAUUCUCCAAUAUCUUUCCGGAGGGGGACAUUUUCAAGUACCUCUGAACCUAUUAAGGUAGCUCGUUACCACAGCACCUACUCAUUGAGUGACCUAGGUAGCCCAAUUGUCCCGGGAACCUUAGGCACCUCUGGUAACUUUCAGCCUGUUAAAACCCCUGUGAUCCAAGGUGGCAAUGUUGUAACCAAUAGUUUGCACCCCGCUGGUGAAAGACGUGGCUCUCCUGUCGCUGAUCACCCCCACAUCCAGAUCCAAUGGUCUGAAAACCCUUUGAGCAAGACGGCUAUUGAAGGAGAAAAGUCAGUUAACACACUUGCUGACACCUCUCCUACCCAAAGUGAGAGAAACCCCAGCGUUGGAGAAUCUGGUUUGUCCACAAAUGUCAAAGGGGACUAUGGCCAGACUGGUUCUAUGGGUUACCCUAGGUCCUUUAAGUCUGGCAAUAGACAACAAGCACCAGAGCACCAGUCAGCUGUGAGCCAGUCAGCUUCUUUGGAAGAAUCUGAACUUACUCCUAGUGUCACACAACCCUUCCAUCGCAGUGCUAACUUUGCCCACACUGGAGGUCUCCCUGGAAACUAUUCUUCCAAUAAAAUAGCUGGUCCUCAGGCUAGAAGUGCUUUCAGCAGAUUUCUUCCUGGUAGUAGGUUUGGCUUUUUCUGGAAUGCAUUAACGAAACCCAUGCAAAAUAUGCCUCCAAAAAGAAAAACUGCUCCUUCUAUCCUUGCCCCAAAUCAAUCAAGAACGAAGAGUAGGCCGGUCUCUUGGGGGAAUAGCCUUGUGCUAAGAAACUCAUCCAGCUCUCUGACCAGAGGACCCACAGGCAAUUACAAACUUGGAAAAUCCACAAGCAUUAACACACUGUUUGGGUUCAAAGGGUUCCAGUAUCAAGCUCCCAAGAUAUUGGCAUCUAUUAAAAGUGAAGAAGACCAUCCUGUUCUUGUGGUCAGAGAUUCCAUUAACACCAAUCACGCAAAUAAUCAAUAUAUUGGCUGGAGAGAGAGUCUUGGUACAUCUAGGGGCAUAAAUAUGGGUUCUGUCAGUAGGUAUCCACCUGUAUUAAAAAAAUAUGGUUUUCGCCCUAUUAAUAAAGAAGUUCCCAUUUCAGAUUCCCCUGUCCCAAGCAUUAUUCUAACCACAGCCACAUUCAGUUCAGAACCACAAAAAGUGCAAUCUAUGUCAGUGGAAGACAGCCUAGUCUCUAGGAAUACUGAGUCUGCACAUGGUGACAGUGACCACAGAAAUGUGCAAGGUAGCCUUGAUGUGGUAAAGUCUGACACAGACUCUGUGUAUGUGAACCACAGCUCUGAUUCCCCAGCUCCCAGGCAACAUGUGAGCUCCACCCAAAACACAAUACCUGAUUCUAUAACCUCAACUGCUUUCAAGCCCGAAGUGAGAUUCAAAAAGUUUGAGUUUGUAAUGAAUAAAGAGUCCAACGGUUUCAGGAACAAACAGAACAGAAGUAGUUUAGACAUUAAGAGUGCAGGGGAAACGAAACCCUCAGUCAGGCAGGUUGAACCAACCCCUCCUGAAAUCCAGCCAACCUCCAUUACUACAACAGCCACACAGAGCCUAUAUGUCCACAGUGGUGGCCCAAGUGGUGAUACAUCUCAUAAAACUGGAGAUGACAAGUCAUAUGAUGAAAACAAGUCAACUGCACAGUACACAGAAACAGAGAAACUUUUGAGCAAACACUUUAGGUAUAAAUCUGGUGCCCUCUCAAAACGACCUAAUGGCUAUGCUGAUAUGGGCCUCCAAAUACUCAAAAACAAAGCGGGAACAACUCCGGACAAAGAUGCUGACCUCCGUGGCCCAACGGUUUCUCCCAUCACAGAGGUUCUCCCUUUGUCUGGAUCAAAAGGAGACCCCAUAGAACAUCCACCCCGAGGAGCAUUCAGUUAUUCUGCCAACGUCCACUUGGGACCUGCCAACGUCCACACGGGGCCUGCCAACGUCCACACGGGGCCUGCCAACGUCCACACGGGGCCUGCCAACGUCCACACGGGGCCUGCCAACGUCCACACGGGGCCUGCCAACGUCCACUCGGGACCUGCCAACGUCCACUCGGGACCUGCCAACGUCCACUCUGGGCCUGCCAACGUCCACUCUGGGCCUGCCAACGUCCACUCGGGGCCUGCCAACGUCCACUCGGGGCCUGCCAACGUCCACAUGGGACCGGUGAGGGUACAAGUCCUCCCCCGUAGUCGCAACCCCACCGGCAGGGUCGUAAAGGGAAAAACAUUUAAGGAAAAUGUCCCUUCCUCCUCCGUUGCCCUCUCUCCCCCGAACAACGCUGCCUCCCCAUCCGUCCUCAGGCUGGGUGAACACGGGCCCAUGAGGUUCAAGGCUGUUCAGUUUGAUGACAUCCUAGGAAGUGCCUCUUUCAGUGGGGUCCGACAGAGCGGAGGCUCCAGGCCCACUGUGCAGCCGACAGCCAACACCUUUACGACCGUGUCAAGUCACGGCGGAGGUGCCCGGGACCGAUGGUUGGGGUCAACACAAGGUAAAGGGGGGAAACCCAGAGAUGUGCCACUCCCACCCGUCCCAAGUAACAAAGAUGCUGGUCAGAGUGGGGAGGGGCAUGCCAGCAACGUCCAAGAAAACGUCCGAAGUAUGGAAGGGUAUUUCGGUAGCAUUAAAGGAGGGAUGGGAAGGAAAGAAAAUCCCAGUAGGUCAUAUGUGUCCUCUGUAGGCUCUGCUGAUAAUCCCUCAGGGAAUCCCAGUCAAUCAGAAGAUUUGUCUGAAAUGAACUAUUUGAGGACAUCUGCAGGUAAUCUUUUCUUCAAGUCAAUAAAGUCUGCUUUGACUGCAUGAAAGAUGUGACCUGACCUCCCUAGACCUACUUCUAAGUAUUUAUUCAGAACACGGUUGAACUUUAUAAAUUUGAGGAUGUAUAAUAAAGGUUCUUACUUUCA